Messenger RNA from Rhinichthys klamathensis goyatoka, 1056 nucleotides. RefSeq names its product cysteine three histidine 1 (gene cth1). Gene Ontology annotation, molecular function: metal ion binding; mRNA binding. Lineage: Eukaryota; Metazoa; Chordata; Actinopteri; Cypriniformes; Leuciscidae. Bases 31 to 966 code for a protein of 311 amino acids. The record is from RefSeq and is a predicted model, not a curated record. The transcript has 2 exons.
UUUUGUAAAGCAGUCCAAAAACGCACAGCAAUGUUUGAGACCAGUCAAGAUGACCUGUUUCUGUUCCCUACUGAAGGCCUGAAUGAGGCUUUCUUCCCUGAGGCAGAGGGUUUAGGGCGAGGGAGCCUGUCCCUUGCCGAGGCUUUGCUUCCCCUGGUUGAGUCUCCAUCAUCCCCUCCGAUGACCCCCUGGCUCUGCUCCACCCGCUACAAGACCGAACUGUGCAGCCGCUAUGCUGAGACGGGUACCUGCAAGUAUGCCGAACGCUGCCAGUUUGCCCACGGCCUUCACGAUCUCCACGUACCCUCCCGCCACCCCAAGUACAAAACCGAGCUGUGUCGUACCUACCACACCGCCGGCUACUGCGUUUAUGGCACGCGUUGUCUGUUUGUGCACAACCUUAAAGAGCAAAGGCCCGUCCGUCCCCGGCGCAGGAAUGUACCGUGCCGUACCUAUCGUGCGUUCGGGGUUUGCCCUUUCGGCACCAGAUGCCAUUUCCUUCAUGUCGAGGGUGGCUCUGAAUCAGACGGUGGGGAGGAAGAGCGAACCUGGCCGUCUCCGUCACAAUCCCAAGAGUGGAAGCCUCGCGGUGCCCUCUGUCGCACCUUUAGCGCUUUUGGUUUCUGUCUGUAUGGCACCCGUUGCCGGUUCCAGCAUGGGCUUCCCAAUACAAUCAAAGGCGUCAACUUGAACCGCACAUCCUGGCCUCAUCAGAUGCCCAACGGCGGAUCGAUUUCGCCAGUCUCGGACAUGUGUUCGUCUCCAUCUCCGCCUCCAUCUGCUUUGGCCUCGCCGGUGUUCCCCGACGGCUCUGGUCCGAUCACGCCACCGUCAGUGGAAGCGGUGGCCAACAAUGCGUUCACCUUCAGCAGCCAACAUCUGAAUGACCUGCUGCUACCUCUGGCCCUCAGGCUCCAGAUGUUGGAGAAAGCUACCAAUGCUGGUCCUCAAGACGCUCUAGUGUGAAUCCUGUGGUGGGAUCCCAGAAGUUAACCGCUAUAAACUUUUAACUGUGACUAAUGUGCCAAAUUUAUAUUUAACCUGUUUUUAUUAGUA